This is a messenger RNA of Solanum dulcamara, 1248 nucleotides long. Its product is annotated as 14-3-3 protein 9. Bases 127 to 912 code for a protein of 261 amino acids. NCBI's taxonomy places the organism in Eukaryota, Viridiplantae, Streptophyta, Magnoliopsida, Solanales, Solanaceae. Gene Ontology annotation, biological process: signal transduction. The transcript is spliced from 7 exons. Gene Ontology annotation, cellular component: cytoplasm. The record is from RefSeq and is a predicted model, not a curated record.
CGUAAAAUCGUCAUCGAGAAAGCACAUUCACACAGAACAAGAGAAGCAAAAAGGGAUAGAAAGAGCAAAAUCUCCCUUUGUUUUCAUUACUAAAAAUCUUUGAUUUCAAUCGUAGCGAGAUCGGAAAUGGCUUCCUCCAAAGAACGCGAGAACUUCGUCUACGUCGCUAAGCUGGCUGAGCAAGCCGAGCGCUACGAUGAAAUGGUUGAAGCGAUGAAGAAUGUAGCAAAUAUGGAUGUUGAAUUGACUGUGGAGGAAAGGAAUCUUCUCUCUGUUGGUUAUAAGAAUGUGGUAGGUUCUAGGAGAGCAUCUUGGAGGAUCUUGUCCUCUAUUGAGCAGAAGGAAGAAUCUAGAGGAAAUGAGCAAAAUGUCAAGCGAAUCAAGGAGUACCUGCAAAAGGUGGAGUCAGAGCUCACCAACAUUUGCAACGAUAUUAUGGUGGUCAUUGAUCAGCAUCUAAUUCCGUCAUGCACUGCAGGCGAAUCAACUGUGUUUUACCACAAGAUGAAGGGGGAUUAUUAUCGUUAUCUUGCAGAAUUUAAAGUUGGCAAUGACAAGAAGGAGGUUGCGGAGCUUUCAUUGAAAGCAUAUCAGUCAGCUACAACUGCUGCGGAGGCGGAAUUACCACCCACUCAUCCCAUUCGUUUGGGACUGGCUUUGAAUUUCUCUGUUUUCUACUAUGAGAUCAUGAAUUCAUCUGAAAGGGCAUGCCAUCUGGCAAAACAGGCCUUUGAUGAGGCAAUAUCUGAGUUGGAUAGCCUGAAUGAGGAUUCCUACAAAGACAGCACCUUGAUUAUGCAGCUUCUAAGGGACAAUCUCACCUUGUGGACUUCUGAUCUUCCGGAGGAUGCUGAAGAUGCCCAAAAGGGAGAUGCCAUAAACAAAGCAGGUGGAGGUGAUGAUGCAGAGUGAAUGGGCCUAGUGGUUACAACUACCAUGUGUAUUUGGAGGUGUGAGGACGAGGAUACACCAAGGGGGGUGUUUGUUUGUUGAGUCUUAGUAGAUACUUAUAUUAUGGGCAUGUUGUGUCAGUUUCUUUAAAUGUUAAUUGGCUGUCUGCAAUUCAGUGUGUAAUUUGUAUCCCUGUGCUAUUUCCUCUCCGUAUAGUGAGUUGUUUCAGUCUUUAGAUAAUUGGUUUGGUCUAUAGGUGGUUUUAUUUUUCUGACGACUGCCGCAGCCAAAUGGAGGAUAUCAGCUAUUUGUUUGUCCUCUCACCCUUAUUAUCUCAAUGUCACCAAUUUUAUAUUA